Messenger RNA from Vicia villosa (hairy vetch), 2524 nucleotides. RefSeq names its product serine/threonine-protein kinase ATM-like. The record is from RefSeq and is a predicted model, not a curated record. The transcript has 3 exons. NCBI's taxonomy places the organism in Eukaryota, Viridiplantae, Streptophyta, Magnoliopsida, Fabales, Fabaceae. Bases 170 to 2062 code for a protein of 630 amino acids.
AAAAAAAAAACCCUAAAAUCAAAACCAAAAAAAACACAGUAGCUGCUAAAUUACACGAAGCUAUAACCGAGUUUCCCCUUUGCAAUCAGUGUACUUAUUACUGAACUCAACUUAACCCAACUCAAACCUCGCCGGAAUAUUCACCGGAGUUAUUAUUCAACCGCCGAUAAUGACGGGGGCUAUGGAUGUGUCAGAGUCAGAACGUGAAAAUGUUGAAUGUGGCUCUCAGGAAAAAAAGACUGACGACACCCCCGGGAUGGGCACUUCUCAGAAAACUCGAGGAGGUGCUGAUUCUCGAUGUCGGAAAAGAAGCAAAUAUUUAUCUUACCCCUACACAAAUAGUGAACCAAGACUUAAAAGUUUUCCUGCUGAAACAGAAGAAUCAAAGACUCCAAGUCCCGCUCCUAAAGCAAAAGCUUCAAGCAAAACCAGUAAAGCUACAAACGGAUCUCUUUCAUCAAAUAAAUUGGGUGGCACGAGGUUCCAAAAUAAUUGGUACAGAAAAUUCAUUAGCUGUAGUAAAAUGUCUAGCAGUCCAAAGUUCUUCGGUGCAUCUUCCAGUGACUUACUGUCAGGACUGCACUCUUUAGCUGUUGGUAGUAUGUCUCCAAUUAAAGAUAAGAGGUUUGAUAUGGUUGAGUGGUUUUUUUGCAAAUAUAGAAUAUCAAAGUAUCACGAUGAGACUGAACUUGCUACUUCCCUGUUUAAUCUGAAUGAAGGGAAAACAUCGAAACCUGUGGACAAUGGUGUUAUGGAUACCAAAAGUGAGAAGAAGAAAAAGAACACUCAAACAGAAAAUGCAGCAAGGCGUAAGAUGAAAUCUCUUUCUGGCCUAUCCAGUACGAAUACUAAUGUCUCUACUGGCGAUUGCACAGGUUCGGAGAAAAAAUCCAAACAAAAGAGGAAGGUGGAAGAAAUAACUUCGCAGCCUCAGCUACAAAAUGCAGAGACCACUUCCCAAAAUCAUAAUUUUCCGUCUUCUGAGAAAAAGAUCAAGCCUAAAAAGAGACCGAAGUUGGAAGCUGCACAAGAGCAUCAAGGUGCUCAAUCUGCUUCGCAUUUGGAUGCAAAACGUAUCGAAUGCAACUCACUAGUUGUCGAUUUGCAGGUUAUUCCCCCACCUAUGUCUGUCAAUUCUCAUCAGAAAAGUAAUGGCGAAAUUAAAGAAGAACAAGUUUCUAAUGUUUCGAAUCCAAAGUUACGUGUCUCCCAAAGCCAACUUGAUGGAAAUGUUACCCCUAGUAACUUGUUAGGGAGCACAUCAAAGGCUAGUACUGUCGCCCCUGAAGAAGGGCUUGUAGGAAAUAUUACCAACCACAACAUGUUGAAUGAUACUACAUCAGUUGUUGACAAUGUCUCAAUAAAUAAAACAGGGAUGGAGGUAGCACCAGAGGAGCGUCCAAGAAAGAUACCUGAUUUGAACAGUAUUAGCUUUGAAACAUGUUCUACGAGAAAAGAGUCCGAGAAUGUCAACUUGCUUUCACCUGAAUUGCAGUCACAAAACCCAAGAAGUUUAUCUGCUUGUUCGAGAAUUACCAAAGCUGUAAAUCUUGAUAGAGUGGAUAUCAUUGGAGAAUCACCUGGAACCUUUCUCUUCCUACAAUUUGCUCAAGGACCAGGAGUUGAUAUCCCAUCAAACGAGGAUUUGUUGAAAACAUUUUGCCAGUUUGGUCCUUUGAAAGCAACCGAAACUCAUUUGAUAAAAGACAACACCAGUGCUCAAAUUGUUUUUGUUAACAACACAGAUGCUACUGAAGCAUUGCGUAGUUUAGAGCAUAACAAACCAUUUGGUGCAACUCUUGUGGGCUACAGGCUCCAUUAUCCUCCUGCUGUGGCGGCUCCACCAUUGGACUACUUCAGGACUCCAAUUCAGCCAUCUAUCUCUAUGUCAAUGUCUGGUGAGACACCUCCUCCCAUUCAGGUUAUUAAGCAAAAGUUGCAGAUGAUGUCAUCAGUGCUGGAGAACUCAGGGAAUAAUCUUUCACCCGAGACGAGAGCCAAAUUGGAAAAUGAAAUAAAUAAUCUGCUGGGAAAGGUGAAUUCUAGGACUACUAGAGUUUGAAAUAUUAGCAUGUGAAGUUAUCCUAUUUAAAUUAAGCAUCAUUGUAGUGAGAAUUAUAUGUAGAUUAUGUUAGACUAGUUUGGGUUUCUGUUCUAGUCCUUCGGUUGUUUUGCUCUGCUGGACUUUCCUACCCAUUCUUUGAUUUUGCACAAAAAUGGCGCAAGGGGAUAUGUAUUGCUGAUUGUCAUUUGACUACCAUCCCAAAUCAAAUAUUUAUCAAAUCUUUCAUCCAUAUUUAUGGUGUGUUUUGGUAACUCCCUUUAAAGACAUUUUUUAUUGAUUAAAGUACAAAUGUGUCCCAUCCUAUUAUACGGAUCUCAUGUAAAUUUGAUGAGAUCCAUAUAUAUUUAUUCAAUAGAAAUGGUGUUGAAAAGUGUAUCUUUGAUAUUGUAUGGCUGCACUUUUUAUUUAUCUAUUUAUUUUUGAACUUGAAUAUGAUACUCCUUCUAUUUCCAAGAACUG